UCGCGUCGGGUGUCUGGGGUUAGGGUCAGCCAUGGGACGCAGCGACAGAGCUCGAGCAACUCCUCCUCCUUCCCAUCAUCCAUCUUCCCCAUCAAGAGACUCCCUCAGUGCUGGCCACCUGGGAUCUGUCGCUGUACCCAUCUCUCCCCUCCAAGCUUGUAAAAGAGCCCAUCAUGCACAGUCCUCCACCCACACCAGGCAAGCAUGGCAAUAGUCUCCUGCCAGCUACCUCGGUGGAGCCUAAUCAAAGCGCGCCAGAGGAGAUGCAUACAGCUCAGCAAGCAGCAGCCAUUGCUCUUGCAAAUGGCGCCAGACAUGCGCGUAAGCGAUCUGCUACUGAGCGCGCAGGCCUCAUGACGCCGAGGGAAACACCCAUGAAACGUACACCGCGCACGUUUGCCCAUACGGACAACUAUACAGGCAAGAUACUAUUCCCCAUGCGUGAAUCAGGGGAUGAGGUGUUUAAAGUGUAUGAAGAUGCAAGGGAGCCUGAUUUGUUUUCAGAGGACAAGGCGAAUCCAUUUAUGCAACAGCCUGCUGCAUCUUGUAAUAUGCCUGAACCGACAACGUCCCAUGCGAUGCAAAGGACACAGUCGAGUGAGUCUGAAAGUUGUCGGACAGCUGAGAAAAAUCCAUUCGCCACACCACGCGGCACGCAACCACCUGUGGAUCCUACGCAUAUUCCACCCCACCCACUCGAAGUCGAUGGUGAUGCGCCAGCAGAUCGUACGGAUGGCCUCUACUACAUUGCUCGUGGGAAACGCAUCUUCAAGCCCUUUGCAGAUGAAGCCGAUAUGCUCGACUAUCAUCAAAGCGGACCACCACCAAAGCUCCUCUUCCAAGCAGAAAUCAGGGAGCAGCAACGGACGGCCCAGGCACGGACUCAAGCUCAUGACAAGAUUGAUGAGGCGAUGCAAAUCUAGAGACACCCAUUCACAGUCACCCGAAUCGCUUUGUAUUACUUAUUCAUUU
This is a messenger RNA of Protomyces lactucae-debilis, 972 nucleotides long. RefSeq lists its product as uncharacterized. The record is from RefSeq and is a predicted model, not a curated record. The transcript has a single exon. Lineage: Eukaryota; Fungi; Ascomycota; Taphrinomycetes; Taphrinales; Protomycetaceae. The coding region runs from base 174 to 923 and encodes 249 amino acids.